AUGGUCGCUCCGGCCAUGGAGGGCGUCACCAAGGAUCUGAAGAUCACUAACACGACCGUGGGAACCUUGGCCGUUAGUAUCUAUCUACUAGGGCUUGCAUUUCGACCGCUCAUCAUCUCCUCGCUCUCCGAUAUGUACGGGCGUCUCAUCAUUUACCACACAUGCAAUUUCAUAUUCGUUAUUUUCAUUAUCGCCGGCGCCCUGAGUCAGAUUACCGCUCAAUUUAUUGUCUUCUGGUUCAUAACUGGCUGUGCAGGAGCGACGUCACUCUCACUUGGUGGUAAAACGAUUGCGGAUGCCAUCCCGAUCGAGAAGCGUGGUGCAGCGGAGGCUUUCUUUGGUCUGGGCCCCCUUCUGGGACCGGCUCUGGGACCGGUGAUUGGGGGCUUCGUUGCCGAAGGAAAGGGCUGGCGAUGGACCUUUUGGGUGGUCGCGAUCGCCGGAGGAGCAGCGUCUAUCGGGACGCUCGUCUUUAUGAGCGAAACACGCCCCAACACCUUGAUAGAAAGAAAGGCCUCAUACUUACGACACACAACCGGGAAUCCCCGCCUCCGGUCGAGACUCAUUCGCCCAACCAAGCUCUUCAUAUUCUCGCCAAUUGUGCUCGUCAUAUCGGUCUAUGUGGCUCUUAUAUUCGGCCUUCUAUAUCUUCUGUUUGCUACGUUUAGCAUGGUCUUCGAAUGCCAGUACGGAUUCAGGACGGGCGUUUCCGGUCUGGCAUACCUAGGCCUAGGCGUGGGUGAGUUGUUGGGGCUAUUCAUAUUCGGCAUCCUUAGCGACCGGCUUAUGAAGGCGAAAAUGGCAGCGGACAGAGUCAAGGUACCUAAGCCUGAGUACCGCCUGGUCUUGAUGAUGUGGUUCCCGCCAGUCAUCGGACCUGGUUUGUUUAUGUACGGUUGGUCGGCUUAUUACAAAGUGCAAUGGAUAGUUCCGAUCCUUGGUACAUUCAUCGUUGGAUUUGGGUCCUUCUUCGUCAUCAUGCCAUCCCAGCUGUAUCUGGUGGACCUGUUCGGAUCAGAAGCGGCAGCAUCUGCGCUAGGGGCCAGCAUUCUCCUGCGAUCGCUGUUCGGAACCUUCUUGCCGCUUGCUGAGUCGCAUAUAUAUUCUGUCCUCAACUACGGAUGGGGCAAUACGCUGCUAGGCUUCCUGGCGCUUGCAUUUGCACCCGUGCCUAUUCUGCUAUAUCGGUAUGGUGAAGGGCUCCGAAGUCGGACGACUGUGCAGCUGUGA
This is a messenger RNA of Talaromyces atroroseus, 1230 nucleotides long. RefSeq lists its product as hypothetical. The transcript has 3 exons. The record is from RefSeq and is a predicted model, not a curated record. Lineage: Eukaryota; Fungi; Ascomycota; Eurotiomycetes; Eurotiales; Trichocomaceae. The coding region runs from base 1 to 1230 and encodes 409 amino acids. Gene Ontology annotation, molecular function: transmembrane transporter activity. Gene Ontology annotation, biological process: transmembrane transport.